Molecule: messenger RNA, 1686 nt
Organism: Knipowitschia caucasica
Lineage: Eukaryota; Metazoa; Chordata; Actinopteri; Gobiiformes; Gobiidae
Source: the annotation of a GenBank genome assembly
AUGCCCCCAAAAGGCAAAGGUGGCAAAGGGGGAAAAGGGGCUGCAUCAGGAGGCGCAGAUGCGGACAAGAAAGAGAAAACCCCCAAAGGAGGCACUGCAGUUAAGGUUCGCCACAUUCUGUGUGAAAAACAUGGCAAGUGCAUGGAGGCCAUGGAGAAACUGAAAGCAGGAGUUCGUUUCAGCGAAGUAGCGACUCAGUUCAGUGAAGACAAAGCCAGACAAGGCGGCGACUUGGGCUGGAUGACUAGAGGGUCGAUGGUUGGACCUUUUCAGGAUGCUGCAUUUGCGUUACCCAUCAGCUCAAUGGAUAAACCUCGUUACGCCCGGUUGGUGAUUGGCGAAGCUAAGAUGGCGGCGCCAGAGGAGCCAGAAUUAUCUCAGGCGCAGACAGAAAAACUCCUCCAAUUUCAGGAUCUAACUGGCUUGGAGUCUAUAGACCAAUGCCGUCGCACGUUAGAGCAGCAUAACUGGAAUAUAGAGGCUGCUGUACAAGACAGACUUAACGAGCAAGAAGGAGUGCCCAGUGUGUUUCACCCACCUCCUCCCAGACCUUUACAGGUCAAUACAGCAGAUCAUAGAAUAUAUAGUUACAUCGUAUCAAGGCCACAACCCAGGGGGUUACUAGGAUGGAGUUACUAUUUGAUAAUGUUACCGUUCAGAUUUACAUACUACACGCUUUUGGAUAUACUCAGGUUUGCGCUGAGGUUCAUUAGGCCAGACCCCCGCGGCCGUGUGACGGACCCUGUUGGCGACGUUGUAUCUUUUAUUCACAAUUUUGAGGAGAAAUACGGCCGGUCACAUCCUGUGUUCUACCAGGGAACUUACAGCCAGGCCUUAAAUGAUGCCAAACGGGAGCUCCGAUAUCUAUUGGUCUACCUUCAUGGAGAUGAUCAUCAAGACACAGACGAGUUUUGCCGCUCCACGUUAUGUACAGAAGAGGUCAUAACAUUCAUUAACACGCAAAUGCUCUUUUGGGCAUGUUCGACCAGCAAACCUGAGGGCUACAGAGCGUCUCAGGCACUGCGUGAGAACACGUACCCGUUCCUGGCCAUGAUCGUGCUGAAAGACGGGAAGAUGACGAUGGUGGGCCGCCUGGAGGGCCUCAUCCAGCCCGAGGACCUGAUCAACCAGCUCACUUUCAUCAUGGAGGCCAACCAAUCGUAUCUAAUGUCCGAGCGCAUGGACAGGGAGCAGAGGAAUCAGACCCAGGAAAUCCGUAAGCGGCAAGACGAGGAGUUCGAGGCGUCGCUUCGGGCAGAUCAAGAGAAGGAGCGAAAGAAGAGAGAGGAGCAGGAGCAGAAGAGGCAGGAGGAGGAGAAAGUGCGACAGGGUGUGCUUAUGGAGGAGCGAAGGCGACGGAAUCUUGAAGAGGAGAAGGAGAGGAAGUCCGAAUGUCUUCCCCCGGAGCCACAGGCAGAUGAUCCAGACAGUGUCAAAAUAGUUUUUAAGUUGCCCAAUGACACUCGAGUGGAGAGGCGGUUCCUGUUUGGACAGUCUUUGACGGUAAUACACGACUUUCUCUUCUCUUUGAAAGAAACUCCAGAAAAAUUUCAGAUAGUUACAAACUUCCCUCGCCGAGUCCUGCCCUGCCUCCCGAGCGAGGACCAGCCCAACCCCCCCACGCUGAAGGAGGCGGGACUAAACCGCUGCCAGGUGCUUUUUGUGCAGGACCUUACGGAGGAUUAA